Messenger RNA from Labeo rohita (rohu), 4049 nucleotides. RefSeq names its product Kruppel-like factor 7a (gene klf7a). NCBI's taxonomy places the organism in Eukaryota, Metazoa, Chordata, Actinopteri, Cypriniformes, Cyprinidae. Gene Ontology annotation, molecular function: RNA polymerase II cis-regulatory region sequence-specific DNA binding; DNA-binding transcription factor activity, RNA polymerase II-specific. The record is from RefSeq and is a predicted model, not a curated record. The transcript has 4 exons. Bases 159 to 1127 code for a protein of 322 amino acids. Gene Ontology annotation, biological process: regulation of transcription by RNA polymerase II.
CUGACACAGUAACCUGUGCGCUACUGUGCUCCCGCUGCUCCCCUUCCAGAAACAUUGUGAGGAAAGAAAACAAACCUGCAUGGAUGGACCUAUUACUUUCAAACAUAUUUUAGUAUUCAUAGUGAACUGAAACGUUUCGGAUUUCGCGACUGAGCUGAAUGUUUCAGUCCUUCGCGCAGAAGGGAACGCGGAUUCCUCCCGCAGAGAAUCAAAGUCUCUCAAACGCACCGUUUAGCUGCACAAACAUGGAUGUUCUGGCCAAUUACAGUAUUUUUCAAGAACUUCAACUUGUUCAUGACACUGGCUACUUCUCCGCGAUGCCGUCUCUGGAGGAAAACUGGCAGCAGACAUGUUUGGAGUUGGAACGCUAUCUGCAGACAGAACCCAAACGGCUGUCCGACCUUUUUGACGAGGAACUAGACGGCCUCCUUACCCCCUCCUUCAUGAAGGAAGAUGCAGAUGAAGACCUGUUAGACCCCCUCCUUCCCAGCCUCAACAACCCCCCCAGUCCUCCUCCUCCUCCUCGUAAAGAACCCCUCUCCUCCACUUCCUCUACUGUGACCACUCCAGACAUCACCUUAGGGGUCAACGCAGCCCAGCUGAACGCAGUCACCUCCCUAACACCUCCCUCGUCCCCAGAACUGGGCCGUCACUUAGUCAAAUCCACCCACACACUCAGUGCCUCACCCGACGGGACCCUCACGCUCAAGCUAGUGGCCCGGAAGGUGGGCUUGAGUUCUGCCAAGCUCGUGGCGGCCCACCCGGUGCCGCUUUCUCCCCAGCACGGCAGCAGCGGCGCACAGAGUGACGGGGAACAGGGUGGCACCUGCACCGUGGGAGCUGGCGAGAUGGCUGAGAACAAGAAGAGGGUCCAUCGCUGCCAGUUCAACGGGUGUCGGAAGGUCUACACCAAGAGUUCACAUCUGAAGGCGCAUCAGAGGACACAUACAGGGGAGAAGCCGUACAAGUGCUCAUGGGAAGGCUGUGAAUGGCGGUUCGCGAGAAGCGACGAGUUGACGAGGCACUACCGAAAACAUACCGGCGCCAAGCCGUUCAAGUGCAAUCACUGCGACAGGUGUUUCUCUCGAUCCGAUCACUUGGCACUGCACAUGAAGAGGCACAUCUGAGGAGGAGGAGGUGGCAAAAUGGCGAGGUGGAGGAAGAGACGGAAGGUAGAGGGAGAGAAGGAGAGGGAUUAUGGGAAGGAGCCGGAUACCACUCAGGCCGUUCGCUCAUCCCACCAGAAAGAGAGGCCCCCCGUAGGGGAACCAAUCAGCACGGGCUGAACUUAGACCAGGUCUUGAGGUUUGGUCAGCCACAUCUGACCAUGAGGACGUAAAUUCGGAGGUCUACGGAUCUGAGAAGGUGGUACGACAACUUAUGUCACUUAAAGACAAUGUGCUUCAGUAGGUAUUUGCCUAUUUGCCUGACUCAAUUUAGUUACUACUAUUGCGUUACAAUUUAAAGCUUUCGUCAGUUUUACAUAGAGUACGUCUUACAACGAUUGUCAAUUACCAAUGCACCUGAUUUGAUUUACUGCACCGCGUGGGACGCGUCCCGAAUGCAUCUCCUCGAGAACCUUUGGAGAACAUCGUAGCGAUAGGACGCCAAUCCAAAGAGAUGGAUUUUUUGUUGUUGUUUCUUUCCCAUUCUGAGCAAGGAUUAUCUUUCUGCUUUGAUCCCGCCAAUCCACAGCCAAGAUCUAAAGUGGAACGUCAUCCAUCGAAGGCGAAGUGGAAUCACCCAUCGCUCAAAUGUGAAUCUGAUUGGGGGCAGUGGAGGAAACGCUCUUACCUUCUUCGUUCUCUCUUUCACGCCCCUCCCUGCCAACCAACCGCUGCGCAGCGACACUUUCAGACUUUUUAUAAAGUAAAAAAAAAAUAAGGAAGAGAUCUUUUUGAAUGAUGACUGUGUUAUAUAAUUCAGAAGACUUCUUUUUGGCUUUUCUCCUGUGGAUGUGUACAAAUUAGAAAAAGAAAUAAAAAAAAAAAACGGACCAAAAAAAACUGCCAUAUGCACAAGAGUGAAGAGUAGUGGAUUCUACACUGGCACAGAACGCAUCUGGAGUGGACUUCUAUUUCUAAUGAAAGCAAACUUUUAGUGGCGAAAAAAAAAAGAAAAGAAAAGCAAUGUUGUUGUUGCACACGUUUUGAGCAUUCCUCAACAUUAUUUAUGACCCAUGAAACGUUAUCCCAUAAACUUGGGUUCCUUCGGGAUUUCUAGGACUAGCAUGAAAUGAGAAAAGCACUAUGGUUUUAUCUGCGGACUUCACAACAGAAUAAUGACUUCCAUCAUUCAAGGCAGAGAUUUGCAAUCACAACGUUUAGAUUUUGUAAAUGCAUCACAGUAGGUCUCGAAAAACUGUCCGGACAGACAUUUACCAUCUGUUAUUUUAGUUUGCACGGACGGAAGCAUCAUAUGAAAGGUGUGCAUUGUGUUUCACAAGUGACAUCUACAUGUUUAGACUGUGUGAUGGGUUUUUUUUCUACACACUGCAUAUCUGCCUUGUGUUCCUGGUAAAAACGGCUGUACAGUGUGAAAAUUGUAUAGUAAAAGUGAGGUUUAAAUUACAACGUACAAUCAAGUGUGGGAUGGAAAGUGUUCCUGAAUGUAAGCUUGUUUGAUUGUGGACGGCCCUGCACUUAUGCAAUCAUUCAGAUCACUGAAAGGCCUGAUCUGCUCAAGAUCCCACUGUGGCUCAUGCAUGAAGAUCUACACAAAUGCUUGUUGGUGAAGGGAUAUUUCACAUAAAAUGAGAAAUCUGUCAACGUUUACUCACCCUAACGACUUUCUUUCCUUGUUGGAAUGCAUUAGAUGUUUAGAAGAACAUCCAUAGUGUUUUUUCCUACAAUGAAAAAUGGAAAUGGAGGCUGUCAGACUCCAAAAAAUGACAUGGUAACACCAUAAAAGUAGUUUAUAAUGUGACUAGUUCGAGAUUUGUGUGAGAUGGACCAAAACUCGUUAUUCACAUGUCUUACUUUCUGCAGUAGCUCUUGAAUCUCAUUCUCACUUCCAUACUUUCAAAAUGGCAACAAACAAUUAUUAGAUAUGGAAAAGCAUCAGCUUUAGGACUUCAAAAGUAUCUUCAUGCAUAAAGUUUGCAUGAACAGAGCUAUAAUACUAAUUUUGUGUUUCAUUUAUUAUAAAAUAAGUUGUUUGGCUUUGGACCAAUAUGAGGGUCAGUAAGUAAGUAGGGUUCAUUUUUGCGUGAGCUAUCCCUUUUUCAACAACCUGUUUCAGAGGUUUUAUGCUCAAGAUAGAUCCCACUGUGGCUCAUGCAUAAAGAUCUGCACAAAUGCUUGUUGUAGAAGGAAUAAUUCACAUGAAAUGAGAAAUCUGUCAUCGUUUACUCACCCUAAUGUCAUAACAAACCAGUAUGGCCCUCUUUUCUUGGUGGAACACAGAAGAUGUUUAGAAGAAUGUCCAUAGUGCUCUUUCUUCUACAAUGAAAAAUGGAAAUGGAGGCUGUCAAACUCCAAACAUGGCAUGGAGGCACCAUAAAAAUAGUCUUUAAUUUGACUGUAUUUCAAGACUUGUGUGAAACAGACCAAAAUUUAGCUCAUUUUUCACAAGUCUUACUUUCUGCAGUAGCUCUUGAAUCUCAUUCUCACUUCCAUACUUUCAACAAACAAUUACAAGACAUGGAAAAAGCAUUGGCUUUAGGACUUCAAAAGCAUCUUCAUGCAUAAUGUUUGCAUGAACAGAGCUAUAAUACUUAAAAUUUCAGAUUUCAUUUAUUAUAAAAUAAGUUGUAUGGCUUUGGACCAACAUGAGGGUCAGCCAAUUACAAUUUUCAUUUUUGUGUGAACUAUCCCUUUUCCAACAACCUGUUAUAGUGGUUUUGUGCUCAAGAUAGAUCCCACUGUGGCUCAUGCAUGACGAUCUACACAAAUGCUUGUUGUACAAAGAAUAAUUCACAUGAAAUGAGAAAUCUGUCAUCGUUUACUCACCCUAAUGUCAUAACAAACCAGUAUGGCUUUCUUUCCUUAAUGGAACGCAGAAGAUGUUUAGAAGAAUGUCCAUAGUGCUCUUUCUCCUACAAUGAAAAA